Messenger RNA from Saccostrea cuccullata (small rock oyster), 1878 nucleotides. RefSeq lists its product as uncharacterized. The coding region runs from base 150 to 1607 and encodes 485 amino acids. The transcript is spliced from 3 exons. NCBI's taxonomy places the organism in Eukaryota, Metazoa, Mollusca, Bivalvia, Ostreida, Ostreidae. Gene Ontology annotation, molecular function: zinc ion binding. The record is from RefSeq and is a predicted model, not a curated record.
ACUUCCCCUUUCAGAGACUCUGCUAAAAAAAAUAUUAUAUUCAAGUAGGCGUGAGUGUACAAUUACUUAGCAAGGACCAAUAUACCAUGUGCCUAUUAACAAUAUUUUAUACAAACGCACGUGGAUAAGGAUAGUCUAAAAGGAAAGUGAUGUCUUCUAUAUACUCUCCUCGACUUAAAUGUGGGGUAUGUGCUAAUGUACGUAUGCUCCACUCGAACUGCAAACAAUGUGGGAACCUAUGUGAAGACUGUUCAGGAUUCCACAGCAAAGGGAAUGCCUUCAAAAAUCAUAAUGUGGUGUCUUUAACUUUUUCAGAUGCAAUUGAGACUUCUUCAAUCAAGAUGGAACCGUCCACACAACUAGAUCUCCGUGAUAAUAUCCCCGUCACCACAUGUAUAAAACCACCUGAUGUUGCAUCGACUUCAACAAAUGCCCCAACACCUGUUUAUGCGCCAUCAACUUCAAAUGCCCCAACACCUGUUUAUGUGCCAUUAACUUCAAAUGCUCCAAAACCUGUUUAUGGGCUAUUAACUUCAAAUGCUCCAAAACCUGGGUAUGUGCUAUUAACUUCAAAUGCUCCAAAACCUGGUUAUGUACCAUUAACCUCAAAUGCUCCAAAACCUGGUUAUGUACCAUUAACCUCAAUUGCUCCAAAACCUGUUUAUGUUCCAUCAACUUUAAAUGCUCCAACACCUGGUUAUGCGCCAUUAUCUUCAAAUGCCCCAACACCUGGUUAUACGACAAUGACAAAUACACCUAAUACUUCAACGAAAAAAGGUGUGAAACGGAAAGCUGAUUCCGUUACCAUGAAGGAAAUCGAGAAAGUUGCUUGUCCUAAACAUACAUCUAAAACAGUGGAUUUAUGUUGUCAGGAUUGCAAUCAAGCAAUAUGUUCGCAGUGUCUGAUCUCUACCCAUACUGGACACAGAAUUGGAGAUAUUACCAAUUUUUUUGGAAACAAAAGAGCUAUGAUUGAAAGUGAUUUAGAUCUCAUUCAGAGCCAUAUUCACCAAAGAGAGGAAGCAAAACAGCAGCUGGUCGAAGAACUAGAAAAACUGGAGCAAGCUUCAGAGAGCUUGAUGAAGGACGCUAAAGAUUUUAUUGAAAAAAUGCGAACAACCAUUCUAAAUAAGGCCGAAGAAAUGAAGGCAACUACUGAAGAAGCUAAAAAGAUGAUUACUUCAAGAAAUGGCGAUUUUGUCAAAGAAAUUAAAACACUUGAAAUCUUGCGUAAAAAAUGUCAAGAUGAGCUGGAUGCUAAAGAUUUAUCAGUUGUUCUUUUCAGAAAGGUACCAGCGUUCUCACUCGAUACCUACGAGAAUCUUCCAAGUUCGUUCAAAAUUACACCUCCUGCGUUUAAACCAGACCAAUAUAUUAUGGAAAGCUUUGGAACCAUCGUUUCUGCAACUAUUCAAGAGGUACCUAUUGCGUUUAGGUCACCAACUACCCCAAUAAAAAUGGCAGGAAAAAAGAAACAGAAGAGUCAAAGCAGUAUGCCAUUGCCUGUCCCGACAGCCACGUCUGCCCUUGCUCAAAAUCACAAAAUAAUAAAAGAUGCAGUGAAAGCACUUUGUGAAGAGCUUGGUAUGGACAUUGUUAAAAAAUGAAGAAGACAAACGGAAAUUAUUUCUCAAAUUUGAAGGACAAAAAUCUUUUUCCCAGUAAAGAAAAUCAUACAAUAUUAACUUGCCCAACUUGAAAAAGUUAUCUUGAAAACGAUGAAUAUGUUAUAUGACACAUGUAUCACAAUUAGUAAGACAGAGAGGGGGGAGAGAGGGAGGUAAUGUAAAAUUUGAAAGACAUGAAAUAAUAAAUGAUAAUUGUUUUACUUUCUUACUAUGAGAAAAAUAGUGGGUUUUGAUGGUUAAUGUAUAUUUG